AUGGCCGCCAUUCGUAAGAAGCUCGUCAUCGUUGGAGACGGAGCGUGCGGGAAGACGUGUCUCCUGAUCGUCUUCAGUAAGGAUCAGUUCCCGGAGGUCUACGUCCCCACCGUCUUCGAGAACUAUGUGGCCGACAUCGAGGUGGACGGGAAGCAGGUGGAGCUGGCCCUGUGGGACACGGCCGGACAGGAAGACUACGACCGGCUGAGACCUCUCUCCUACCCGGACACCGACGUCAUACUCAUGUGCUUCUCCAUC
Molecule: messenger RNA, 258 nt
Organism: Nanorana parkeri
Lineage: Eukaryota; Metazoa; Chordata; Amphibia; Anura; Dicroglossidae
Product: ras-like GTP-binding protein O-RHO
Exons: 2
Biological process (GO): small GTPase-mediated signal transduction; cell migration
Molecular function (GO): GTPase activity; GTP binding
Source: RefSeq, a predicted model, not a curated record